Messenger RNA from Linum trigynum, 3969 nucleotides. The record is from the annotation of a GenBank genome assembly. NCBI's taxonomy places the organism in Eukaryota, Viridiplantae, Streptophyta, Magnoliopsida, Malpighiales, Linaceae.
GGUACUAUUUCCCAAUCUAGUCCCUAAAUUUGAAGGGUUUUUCCCAACAAAGCCCAUUUUGCCAAUCAUUUAGGACAUUGAAAAAUUCUCUAAUGAAAAAUAUGGACUUCUUUCGUUCUCCUUGGUGCCACCUGUCACGAUUGUUUCUCUGCGGAUCGGGAAAUGGGAGGAUUCGACAAAGCUAAAAAACGAAACGCAAGAACGCACACGACACACGAUUUGGGUGGUUCACUAUAAUACAAUAUGUGUUAGCUAGUCCACAGGCAGGAGAGAGCCAUUUUUAUUAUACUUCGAGAGAGACCGUGACAUCCAGUCGUAGCACCAGAUAGUCCAAUUCAAGUCACAUCAAGACCAUCGAUUAUGGAAAAAAAAAAUUAAACCCAGAACCUCACCCUGCAAUUCAAACAUAGGAAUGACAAUGAGGCAGGUCCGGGACGGGUAUCUCGAUACCCAUACCCACCCCGUGGCAGGUCAGGUAAUUUAUCACGGGUCACGGGUCGGGCCAGGUCGACCCAAUGGGUAUGUAAUCUAUAUGGAAAACAUUAGAAAUAUUCAUUAUUUUCAUUAUAAGACCAAGAAACAAAUCAUAAUAUGAUAAGAUGUAGCUAAGUUAUUUGAGAAAUUGAGGUUUCCACUAAUUCGCAACUUUAUAAUAGCUAAAAUAUGUGUAAUAAAAGGAAAAGUCUAAGUAAUUUGACUAAGAUUACAUGUAAUAUAGACAAGAACGGAUCGAGAUUUGGGCGGGUAGGGGCAGGGCAGGUCGAUGAGAAUACCAAUGCUCGCCACGUCCCGCCCCAAAACAUGUUAAACAGGUCGAGUAAAUCGAGUCAGGUAGAAAUUAUAUCAUCCCUAUUCAAACAUGACCAUCAUGAAUGUAACAAAUGAAGAGGGAGAAGUGAGGAUGGUAGCGAUUGUGAGGAAAGACGACGAUGACAGUACGAGGAGAGACGUGAAUCACCGACAAAGAAAGCAACUUUAGUGAAAAAAGACCAGGAGUGUUGGAAGGAGAGAGGGAGACGCACGAAAUGAUGGCGAUACGUAGAUGCUGGUCAUGAUCAAAUCUCUUGAGUAGUAGGUAUGAUCUACAAGAAGAUAGAUCUCGAAGACGAACCUUACAGUUAUGGUUAUAGGGCCUAUCACAAGAAUAUUUUUUUAAUUGGGACGAUAACUCUGAAAAGACAGAUUCCCUAUCUUUUCUUUCAUCUCUGGCGAAAUACGACCGGGAGGACUAAUUCAAAUCUUUCGGGUAAAAUAAGAACAGCGUGUGAACUUUAGCUAAAUAUAUAAAGAUAGAUCCACCCGCGUUUUGAGCAAAGAACACCUCAAUGUAGGGCUUGAUCUACUGGUAUUUCCAUUAGUAUUGAAUACGAAAAUCUCACACAUUCAAAUCUGUCUAGUAGAAAACAAACUUAUAUCACUCUAUAAGAAAAAAAAAAUUGAGGUACUAUAUCCUAACUUAUAGAGGAAUGUAGGUAUAUAAAUGGAGGUAUCUAAUUAGUAAUUUAAUAAUUAAACGAGAUUAGACUAUAUAUGAUAUUAUAUCUUCUAUCCCCGUUCUAAAAUGCAAACACUUCUAUAUCCUCUUCAAGCCACAAAAACGGGAAUGGCGGUUUCCGAUAUGCUGAUGAUCAACUUGAUAACUGUUUACGUAAUGGUAAUUAUAUUAACCGUCGGCAUCAGUUCAUCAUCCUCCGACACCACUCCGACGCCGGCGGCAGCUGCCGGCCGGUGCUUCACCUCCAUUUUCAGCUUCGGCGACUCCAUCACCGACACCGGGAACCACUGCCACAUUCUGUCCAAGGCCGGGAGGUCGGCCAACAACUGCCUUCUUCCCUACGGCGAGACCUUUUUCCACCGCCCCACCGGCCGGAGCUCCGACGGCCGUCUCAUCAUUGAUUUUAUCCAGUGGCGGAUCCAGGGCUGGGCCAACCCAGGCCCCGGCCCAGCCCUCCUCCGGUUCCAAAGUUAGUUUAGUGCUUAUAAAAUUUUUCGAUUUAGCUAUUUGGUCCAGUGCUAUUUAAAAUUCUGUCUACUUUUGUUUGAUAAUAGGAUUUUGUGUAACUAGGAAAAUGGUUCGGAUGAACAUAUCCAAGCCAUUACUCUAAAUUUAUACUAAAUUUUCUAUAGCCCCAAUGAUUUUAUUUGAAAAAUGACAUGAAAACCUAAAAGUGUAAAGUUUCAUUAAAAUAAAAUAAAAAACUCUAAAGUAAAGCACACCCUUCCUUGCCAAAUUCAAAAAAUUUCCCAAUCCUCCAAAACAAAACAAGAAACGAGGAGACGAGCAGACCCAAAAUGAAUUUCUCUGUCAGCCCGUCGAGCUGGUUUUCUUUCCAUUCUUUUGAUUAAGAAAAUAUUUACAAACUUGCUGAGUCGCCAUUUAGAUUGCCUCAAUUGAGUGGGGCACUAGAUUCUAACCGUUCUUUCUGGUGUUUUGAUGAAGAAAAUAUUACAAACUUGCUCAAGAGUUUAGCCUCGAGACUUAGAAGGCUAUGAGAUGCAUUCUUUGGAGAAUGCACUACUCAUAUGAGGAAGAUGAAGUUUCUUCUCUUGCAAAAUUAUUAGAGAAGCUGGAGGAAAUAGGGAUGGACACAUAAUACAAAUUGAUUUGUCGGUUGAUUUGUCUAGUGUUGACCUAGCCGUUUCAACAACUACCAUGAAGAGAAUAUUUUCAGCAAUGGAACAUGAACAUUGAUUUGUGCAACAAAAUGAGCGAUGAAAUUCUCGUUGAUUACUUAGCUAUUUUCUUUGAAAAAGAGUAUAUUAUCAGUAUGACAGUAUGGAUGGAGAUUAUAUUAUUGAUGAAUUUGCUAAAUUAAAAUACCUUCUUGUACAAUUGACGUUGUAAUGAAAACUAUAUUAUUAUAUAUUUUUGUUUAUGGUAUCUAAUAUUUUAUUCAAAUACGGCCCAGUGCUCUUUUAUGUCCUGGAUCCGCCGCUGAUUUUAUCGGUACACACUAUAGUGAUCUACAUAUAAGUUUCAAAAAAUUUACGGUUCAUUAACCGAUGCAUGCAUGCGGGUAAUAUUUAUUCUCCCGAUUUUUUCAUUUUGAUUGAGAUGUAAUAAUUUAGAGUAUUACAAAAUUUUCACCUACAUAACGUCAAUAUACAAGUAAUUUUCAACUGUUGAAGUUACAGAAAAUAUUGACAUUAUGUAGGUGAAAAUUUUGUAAAUUACUAGAACGGAGAUAAUUAGUUGAAAACAACAAGAUUUCAUGAAAACAUUACAUAUGUAAAUAUCAAAUAUGUUGAGAAAAAUAGUGAUUUAAAAAAAAAAUAUAUGCAUGUGUAUAACUGGUCGUAUUCGUGUUGGAUAGUAAAAAAAUCAUACCCACUAAUCAGCCACAAUAUUCGAAUUCAGAUUUUACUUAAAAACUCAUUAAACAUCCUUCGAGUCCGAGUUUUUACCCUACCCCAUUAGAUCAAAUGCGGGGAAUACCAGGUAUGGUUGCCAGCUGGUUCAUUCGAUAAGCACACAAUACUAUAAGAAUACAUGAAUUUCCUAGAAUCGGUGUAUUUUAAAAAAAUAAGAUUGUAAGAAUUCAUGAUUUGGUCUAGCUCCCAAAUUUGUCGGUUACUUGCAUCUCCAUUUCUCUCAUUGACAUCUUGCUUUCCUUCUGGUCCUUGAUACAGCUGAGCAUUUGGGGAUCCCAUUGGUACAGCCAUAUUUUGGAGGAGGGAGCACGGUGGAUUUCGACGGCGGAGUGAACUUCGCGGUGGGAACAGCCACCGCGCUGGACAGUGAUUUCUUAGAGAGAGGAGCAGGAAUUAAGGUAACCGGCACAAACGUUUCUUUGAAUGUUCAGUUGGAUCACUUCAGGCGACUGAUUCCGUCGCUAUGCCGCCGUGGCACCGAUGAUGAGCUCUCAGGCAAGUCUCUCCACUAUCAUCUUUGUUGGUGUUUUGGGCUCAAGUACGAAAGCGUUUUAAAUUGUUAUUUCAUUCAUCAUGCAGUAAAAAUAAUUUUUCUUU